Messenger RNA from Patella vulgata (common limpet), 3150 nucleotides. RefSeq names its product beta-1,4-galactosyltransferase galt-1. The coding region runs from base 617 to 2062 and encodes 481 amino acids. Lineage: Eukaryota; Metazoa; Mollusca; Gastropoda; Patellidae. The transcript is spliced from 2 exons. The record is from RefSeq and is a predicted model, not a curated record.
UCUUUCUAUUGGUUGGCUGAUUCCUCAUCUGGCCCACCAGGGUGGCAGACAUUAAAAACCCAUAGGACUGGAAGCAGCGUGAAGCUGUGCAAUCUGUCUGUUAUUCUAUUCAAGAACUGUUGAAAGUUUAUUUACUGAGUUAAAUCAGGCACUACUCCCGUGGUUCCAGUUUAAUCAGUAACACCACUCAGGUAAACAGAUAAUUAACUAACUUUGAUUGCUUUGUUAACAUAUCGACAGGCUUACCAUCAUCUGCAAGGCUUUUAACAGUUUUUAUAAACAAAAAAUAGAAAUAAAUAAUUAUCAUUUGACUGAAAAAUCGAAAGCAUCCAAGACUAAUAUUUGGAAAUUCUAUCAAGAAACCAAGUACCAGCACACCGUGUACCAACAAACUACAGAGUCUUCGUAGUUUAAUUGAACAGAAAUAUCAAACAACAGUUUGUCAGUCAUGAAAACCAUAACUUUCUUGAAAUGUAAUGAUUCUGACUAAAAGUGUCAAAUUUGUGAUGUAAUGAUUCUGACUGAAAGUGUCAAAUUUGUGAUGUAAUGAAUCUGACUAAAAGUGUCGAAUUUGUGAUGUAAUGAAUCCGACUAAAAGUGUCAAAUUUGUGAUGUAAUGAAUCUGACUGAAAGUGUCAUAUUUGUAAAAAUGCGCCAGUAUCGUUAUUUCUUCCUCGUGGGAUUGAUUCUCCAUUUGACGGUCAUCUACGUGAUUAUAAUACAACCAACAUCAGAUCAACUCAACUACAUCAAGGAACAGCAGUCAGAAAUAUCGAUAUCCAGGCCAAUGUUCAAAGAACUGCAGCAGACACAGAGAGAAAUUUUGAACAAAAGAUCUGCAAAUCUGGAUUACGAAUAUGUUUUGGAAGAAAUCAAGAAAAUAAAUAGACAGGCAAAAUAUGUGCCAGGAAAAUUUCAGAAAAUUCAAGGAAUAUUUGUGUUUGGUGCGUAUUUGGAUCACAGGCUACAAGGAGAGCCAAUGGUUAGAAUUCUAGCUCUGCAGAAAUUGAAAGAUACCGAUAGCUUAGUUUGUUUAUUUCAAAAAGACGAAAAAUAUUUUCUGACUUAUACGGAGAAGUAUGAAAUGUGUGAGAAUCAUGGGAAGGUUUAUGGCGGUUACAUGUACUCAUGCUCAAUCCCUAAGCAUUUCAUUGGUCAUCCAGAACAAGUGACAUUAAUGAUCUUGACGGACGAUGAGCAAGAAGAAACAAUUUAUCAUACGAUUAAUUUAUCUCCGCUUCAUAAGAGACGAAAUAUCACAAGUGAUUCAAUUGGUGUCUGCCUUGCUCCUUUAUACGGCGAUAUCAGAAGUUCACAGAUAAUUCAAUUUAUGGAAUUAUCAAAGAUACUGCAAGCAACAAAUGUUUUUGUGUAUAAAUUUAAUGUGUCCAAAAACACAGACAUUUUGCUAAAUUACUAUUCAGCAGACAAAUUUGUGAAAGUCAUUGAUUGGUCAAUUCCAGAAAAUAUCCAGGAUUAUGAAAUCUGGAGUAAAGGCCAACUAUUGGCUAUUCAAGACUGUAUUUAUUCCAAUAUGAACAGAUUUAAAUAUUUAUUAUUUCUGGACCUCGAUGAAAUGUUGAUACCAAAAACCAGCGCAUCUUGGAUAGAAAUGACCCAAGAACUUGAAGUUGCAGACAAUUCCCGAAAGGUGGCUGCGUAUUCUUUCAAAAGUUCUUUUUUUGAUCCUAAAUAUCAAUCAAACUUGGAUCAAAGUAUCCAAUUUCUUCAACUCCGAGAAAGAACUGUGUCAACUAGCGAAGUGCGAUCAAAAGUUAUCAUACGUCCCGAACGUGUAUUUGAAGUUGGAAUUCAUCAUCUAAGUCGUUCCCUUGACGAUGCCUACACUUCUGUUAGUGUAGACCAAUCAAUGGCCUUGAUACAUCAUUAUCGUCCCUGUGUUUCUAAUUUUGACCAAACCAUGGAAUGUUAUCCAACAAUAACUGAUUCGUCUAUUGAAAUCUUUGCCACAGAACUCAAAGAGCAAGUUACGAAAACCCAACAAAUUAUGGCAAAAGUCUAUAAUCAUUUUCAAAAUGUGACUUAUUUCAAGAACGAGUAAACUAAUUUACAAGUCUUAAACUAUCUGUGAUAUUAACUUAUAUUUAAUAAACAUCUACAUGUGAAAUCAUUUGAGGUUAAUCUUUAAUACAUGUACAUGUGAAAUGGGGUUUAACGUCCUACUGUUCUGCUACUGGGCUAACGAAGACGGCCAUACGCCAUACAGUGAGCUAUGAGGCAAAUUUUGCCCAGCCAGCGACACUAUGGCCUACUCUAAAAUUGAAUUCCAACUUCCAAGGGGUCUUUUAUGUGCAUGCCAAUGUAUACAUGGGACUUCUGUCUUUUAUCACAUCCGAACUAGACAACUGUCAGACCCUCUGUCCUGAACCACUGACAACGGGGAAACCAUGUCUGAAAAUCCUGAUGAACUUUCUCGGCCAAUGCAGGAACCAGGGAUCGAACACCCGACUUGCAGGCUAGCGAGCCAGCGUCUCACCCACUUGGCCACUGAGGCUCCCACUGUACUUUGGACCAGGAACCAAGUACAAUGUCAUUCCAGCCAUCCUAGAAUUGUCCAAGGAACAAGCAUGCUAAGAUCCAUGUUGUUUCUAAGAAGAACAAUAAGAUGAGUAGUGCUUGGAUCCCAGUUCCUGAUCCAAGAAUGUGAAAUGAUGAAAUACUGUUUUCUAAUGACAGUGGUAACUUGCAUUAUAUUAAUGCUAACAAACUCUUCAUAUUGUACUGGGGAGGGGGGGGGGAGGUGGAUGGCCGAAUUGUUAGCAUGUGCACUCUGUAUCAUAAGGUCUGUCAUUAUGAGAAAUGGGGUUUAAUGGCUACUCCACACAAACAAGGUAAUUUUGGGACUAACAUAUGGUUAAAUUUUUUUAAUAAUUUGCUUGCACAUAGGGGUCUUUAGCAGUGGGAGGAAACCGGAGGACCCGGAGAAAACCCACAAGGUUGGACAGGCAACCCUACUUUUUGUCACGUACAACCAUGUACAACCAGGGAAUCGACACCAUGCCAGUUGACUCAAUGACAGACCCUAUGAUACAACGCUCAUGCACUAACCAUUCAGCCAUCCACCCCCACCCCCACCCCUAGUAAAUAAAUGUACAUCAUGUACUGUAAAUAAAAGCUUUUGUUUUUUCA